AUGCAAGCCACCAAUCACCUGGUCUUGACUUUGUGCCAAUUCUGGCCGCUGGAAUCCAGACUACCAAUCACCAAACUCAGCCUGAUGCUGUGUGAUAUUGGCUGCUGCUUGGCUAUAGACAGCGCUGGACUGACCACGUUUCGACUCCGCUACUGUACAACAGCACAUGAAAGCGGGCGGGGCCGGGGAGAAAGAGGGGGCGGAGCAAACUACGAGAGUCCGGGAAAAGUCAAACGGGAGGCGGUGUCUCCGUGUGUGCGCAAUCCACGCUUGGCCCGUCCUCCUCCAGACGGGCCCUCCUCCACGCAGGACUCCCCGCACGACCCCUGCAAAAUGUUCAUCGGCGGGUUGAGCUGGCAGACGACACAAGAAGGGCUGAAUGAAUACUUUUGUAAAUUCGGCGAGGUGAAGGAUUGUAUGGUGAUGCGGGAUCCGGUUACGAAGCGGUCGAGGGGGUUUGGAUUUGUCACCUAUGUAGACCAGACCGGUGUGGAUAAAGUUUUGGCCCAAAACAGACACGAGCUGGAUUCAAAAACAAUUGACCCUAAGGUGGCCUUCCCACGCAGAGCUCAGCCGAAGCUGGUAACAAGAACAAAGAAGAUCUUUGUUGGAGGAUUGUCUGUCAACACCACCAUCGAAGAUGUGAAACAGUAUUUCGAUCAAUUUGGAAAGGUUGAUGACGCGAUGCUAAUGUUUGACAAAACCACUAACAGGCACAGAGGUUUUGGCUUUGUGACCUUUGAGAAUGAAGACGUGGUGGAAAAGGUCUGCGAGAUCCACUUUCACGAGAUCAACAACAAGAUGGUGGAGUGCAAAAAGGCGCAGCCGAAGGAAGUGAUGUCACCGACAGGUAUGGCACGAGGCCGCUCCAGGGUGAUGCCCUACGGCAUGGACGCCUUCAUGCUGGGUAUCGGCAUGCUGGGUUACCCAGGGUUCCAGGCGGCCACUUACGCCAGUCGUGGCUACACAGGAAUCACACCGGGAUACACAUACCAGUUCCCAGGUAAGUCCAACUUCCCUUGUUUCCAUCUGUAGAGAAUUUUCUCAGAUCCAGUCAUCCACUGCAAUGUCAAAAUGCAUUAUUUUAUCCCUUACAAGAAAGGAACAGUUUUUACUCUUAUCUGAUAACUGCACAUUUGUUGAAGUGGAUUUGAUCAAAACACACUCACAAAGACAGUAGUUUUUAAAAGCUGCGUGUGGAUUUCACCGGUAUAGUUGAUGCUUUUUGCCAUGCGACCCAACAAGACAUUUCAGAGAAAAUACAUAUUUUUCUCUGUUCUCAGCACUACUCAGACUGUAAUUGUUUCUUAGGUGACAUCACGUCAGUAAAAAAAAACAUUUGCAUGGUUCCUCUGUGAUAAAACUCGAACAGGGCACAAGAGACGCUGUCAGACAAACCAGAAAGUAGGAAUUACACUUGAUCAGUAACAUGACCUUCAAAAUGGCAUUGACAAUAGUUGACCUGUCGCUGCCAAUAGGCUAAUUUGAUUAUGCUUUCAGCUACAACCUGUAAAUGCUGAAAAUAUAUUGUGUCCUAUUUGUCCAAAUAAGGCUACUGAAAAUCUAUGCUAUAUACUAACGAUAACUAACGAUAUACUAUAUCAUCAGUGCUUAAAGUGGAA
Molecule: messenger RNA, 1622 nt
Organism: Sinocyclocheilus anshuiensis
Lineage: Eukaryota; Metazoa; Chordata; Actinopteri; Cypriniformes; Cyprinidae
Product: RNA-binding protein Musashi homolog 1-like
Exons: 11
Coding region: 1-1035 (344 amino acids)
Biological process (GO): central nervous system development; regulation of translation
Cellular component (GO): cytoplasm
Molecular function (GO): mRNA binding
Source: RefSeq, a predicted model, not a curated record